Molecule: messenger RNA, 4609 nt
Organism: Anguilla rostrata (American eel)
Lineage: Eukaryota; Metazoa; Chordata; Actinopteri; Anguilliformes; Anguillidae
Product: C-Jun-amino-terminal kinase-interacting protein 4
Exons: 28
Coding region: 455-3451 (998 amino acids)
Biological process (GO): vesicle-mediated transport
Cellular component (GO): cytoplasm
Molecular function (GO): JUN kinase binding; kinesin binding; signaling receptor complex adaptor activity
Source: RefSeq, a predicted model, not a curated record
UUACAGGUAAUUCACGCCCCCUUUCUUCAAACUCGUUUAGAGUAUUCGAUAUCUUCUCGUAAGUAACGAAAAUAAGUUGCGAAAAUGCGAGAUAUGGUUAAUUCAGAAGAAUGAAGUAGAAUUAUUUUUUUAAACAACGGAAUAUAUUACAAUACGGAGAGAAUGGGCACCAAAACACCUCCUCACAUUAGAUAAUUGAGUAUAUAGUGUAUCUAUAGAUUCAUAGGCAGUUAGGCAGUAGGCUUAAUGGUGGAUAUCUGGAGGAAUGAGGCAUAAAGAUGGAGGAAGCAGAACUGAGUUGAUGUAUAAGAAACGUAGAACAACAUAGAUUCUUAGUUUAGAUGGAUAUGUACUAGGUUGAGGGAAAGGCGUAGACAGCCACUUGUGAAGAGGACAGUGCUAGCUGAGCUCAUACUAAGGGACACAGUAGCAGUGUGACAAGUGAAACUGAGCGAUGGACUGUGGGGAGAGUGUCCUCUGUGCGGCAGGCGAGGUGGAUCUGGAUCCUGACAACGUGAGUGAGGAAGCAGGGAAGCUCUACUCCGAGCUGCAGACGGUGAUCGAGACCCACGGGCCCGACGUGGUGGAGUCGCUGGUGCCCGUCAUGGUGUGGGUGCUGGAGGGGCUGGCCAGCUGCCGCGCCCGGCUGAGGGAGAUGGAGGAGGAGGCGGAGAGGGAGAAGGGGGAGAGAGAGGAGCUGCUGCAGAGGUUUCAGAGCGAGCGAGCUCUGAAGAGGGAGAGCCAGGAGCGGUACUUGGAGCUGGACGACCAGUUUGAGCAGGAGCGGCGGGCAAUGCGGGGGAGGGAGAAGGAGAGAGAGCGGAGGGAGAGAGAGCUGGAGAAGAAGGCCAGAGAGCAGGCAGACCAGUUGCUGGCUUUGGAGGAGCAGCGGACAAGUCUGGCUCGAGAACUGAACACGCUCAAAAACACGCACCACAAGCUGCUGCUCAGUUACCGCGAUGUUGUUGAGAAGAGAAAAGACUCUGAGAGAGAGCGGUCCCUCUCCCCUUUAAGGAACCAUGUGUGUUUAAAGAGUCCUGAUAUCCCACCAGACCAGGGUGUCCAACAAGCUCCCCCUGCUGUGCGGGCCGAGCCAAUAGUGGAGAGGAGCACUGAUCCCGCCCCUUUGGAAACCCCAGUUGCCGCGGGUGAUAAAGCAAGUGACGAGAUGGUGGACUCUGAAGAAGAUGGGACGGAUCCGUCUUUUAUCGAUUCCAUCAUCAGCACCACUCCUGAGCUAGCACAGCUGGGCCAGUUUGGUCUGGCCAGCACCCCCAAAACCUCACCACAGAACACUAGCCAACCCCUCACAGCCGAGCACGAGCCCAACGUGGAGCAGGAGGUGAGCGAGGCGGCCAAGGAGGGGCAGCUCAAGGAGCAGGAGCAGCUGCAAGAGCAGCACGAGCAGGAGCUGGGGGAAGAGGAGGACCAGGACAGCCUGGAGUGGGAGCUGAGGAACACAGACUCUGUUUUCUCCGAGCUGUCGGAGCUGAGUCGGGACUUUGUGGAGAGUGUGGACAGAGGGGCCAGUGUGAGAGGUAGUACUGACCAGUUUGAAGAGAUUCUUUCUCAGCAUGAGGAACUGAAACACACCCAUGAACUGGUAGAGGCAGCCAGAAAGGCGCUGAUCUCACGCGUAGAAGAACUGACCAAUGAGAGGUCUGCCCUCAGCCUGAAGGUAGAGUCUUGCCAGGAAACCAUCACUCGACUGGAAGGGAGGACGAGGGAGAUGGAGGAGGAGACAAAGCGGCUGAGGAAAGAGCUAGAGGAGUGUCAGAGUGAAGAUGAGUCCUCCCUGCCCCUCUCCCUGCGGCGCUUCUCUCGCUCCGAGAUGGCGCGGGUGGUGAUGGAGAAGAACCAGUACAAGGAGCGCCUGAUCGAGCUGCAGGAGGCCGUGCGCCGGUCCCAGAUCAUCAGAGCCACCAAGGAGGAGAGGAACGCAGAAGACCGGAGGAGCGGAGUGUGGAGGAGGUUUAACCGUUUGUUUGGCCUGACCAAGGACCCAUUCAGCCCACGCCCAGAAGGAGCAAACGCUUUGCCUCCAUCCUCACCACAGUCUCUCCUGUCGUCAAGGUCUCCACGGCAACUGGCCGCCCAUCAGACGCCGACAGAAGACUCUCCUCCCGCCGUGCUCUCUCCGCGGGCGAGGAGGAAGGAGCUGUACAGAGACAUCCGUUCCCACGUGUGGAGCACUCUGGGAAAGCGGCAGCUGCAUGGCUGGAGUAUGCCUCUCCCCCACGCAACACAGGAUCACACUGAUCCCCCACCCGAACCCAAAGACGUCCCAGUCCUCGUCCAGCUCAGACUGCUGGACCAGAAGGAUGCCACUGCCAAGCUGACCUCCGCUACUGCAGUCACGCCUGAAAUAUCGGGUGAGCAGACGUGUUCAGUCUGGGUGGUGUCUGGUCCCGCCUCCAGUAGUGAUGUCACAGUGAUUGACCCGGCACGCUCCAACACUGUCCUGGAUCAGUUCAGCCUCCCACCCACCUCACCAGCGCUCUGUCUCUGUGCUGUGCCCCCUACUGGGGACCAGGCAGGGACAGUGUGGAUCGGUACUCAGGAUGGAAGCAUUUUAGUCCACUCUGCCUCCACAGCCAGGAGGCGCUGUUUGCAGUCCGUUUCUCUCUCUGAGGGAGUGCACUCUCUCACGUACACUCAGGGUCAGGUGAUUGCUGGUUUAGCCAAUGGAACUCUGGCAUUUUUCAAAGAAAAUCCAGGCGGCUGGGACCUCCUCCACCGAGAGCUGCUGUCCCUGGGCUCCCCUCCCUUGCAGCCCAUUCGCUGUUGCCUAUCAAAGGGGGCGGCGCUGUGGGUGGGCUACUGGAACAGGGUUCACGUGAUUGACGUCCAGAGUCGGAAAGUGCAGCACUCGUUUUCUGUAUCUGAGCGCAGUGAGCAGCAAGUGCGCUUCCUGUGCGCUGCAGGAAGUGGGGUUUGGACUUCCUGCCGACUGGACCCCUGCCUCCGACUCUUCGACUGGGCUACUGGCCGGCCUCUACAGGAAGUAGAUUUGACACCAAUGGUCACAAAUUGCCUAGGCCCUGCCUUCCUGUCCCUUUCUCCCCUACAGAUAUCCUGCCUCGCCCUCAUCUGUGGGCGGCUGUGGGUGGGGACAGGAAGUGGCGCUAUAUUCUCCAUUCCUGUGCGGAUUGGCUCAGAAUCCUCUAUCCCAUACUGUUCUCUGCCUGGGGCCCAGCUGUGUUACCAUGGACACCGUCAGGCUGUCAAAUUUAUAAUUUCAGCUCCAGGCUGUUUGAACCCUGCUACAGCUUCUGGGACUGCCGUUUCUACCUCUCAGCUAAUCCUCAGCGGAGGAGAGGGGUACAUCAAUUUCCGCAUUGGUGAUGACGGGAGUGGCAGCGCCCCCGAGGCCCUGCCUCAGCGCUCUGAACGCAGUCACAUGAUCAUCUGGCAGAGCUCCACCCCGUCUCUACCCAGCCCCGCCCUCUGAUUCAUUUUGGGUUAUGAUGCGUUUGUUUUCCCUCGUUUCUGGGCCAGUCUCGGUCCUCCGCCCGGUGUGCCUGCAGUGAGGUUUGCCUUGUGCUGUACUUGGCUCGUCUCUGCCUUAAUCCUUCACUUUUGACAAACUUCAUCAUGGUCACAUGAUCAGCUGUGAAACUGGCUUCUGUGACCACCCAGCCUUUUUCCUCUGUCCCCUCAUUCACGUUGCUAUGAGGAGACCGUUGUGAGCACGUGACCAGUUUCGCGUCGUAAUUCCGUGCCGGUGGCAUUAUCGCAUCUUUCUUCAGCAGCGCUCGAACAAAGGAGGUUACGCAUACAUCUUCACACCGGAGUGAUCGGCAGGAUCGGUUUUACUAACUUUUACUGUGAAUCGACACCAAAAUGUCAUUCUGAUCCCGCCUUUCUCCGACACACCAGACAAUGAUGCACAGCACUUUAUCAUCAUCAUCAUCAUCUCUCUAGCGUGGUGACGAGUCCUGACACUUUGUGUGCAUGUGCGUGUCCCUCCCCCUUCCCGUGUCAGUGUUUAUACCCUGGAAGGUUCUGGAAGGUCCAGAAAGACCAGUUUACUAUGCAAAGGCUUUGUAUCCUGUAUGUCAUUUUCUCUGUCUGCAUUCACUGUAUAACACUGUGUAGUUUUUAUUAUUUUUAUUUUUGUUUUAUUUUGCAUUUUAAGUUUAAUUUGUAGAGGAGGGGGGAGAGGAAAAACGAGUACCUUUUUUUGCAGUAUUUGAAAAUGUGAUGUGUGUGCCUGCAUGUCUAGCUGGGGCAGGGGGCAGGGGGGCAUGUGUGUGCCUGUGUUAAUGUUCUAAAUUGUUACUGAUCUGUCUUUGGGGGACAAUUUCCCCUUGCUUGCCUUAAAUCGGUGGUCUCCAACCCUGGUCCUGGAGAGCUACAGGGUCUGCUGGUGGGUUGGAGACCACUGCUUUAAAUAUUAGACCCUGACUUAUGAAACUGGAAUUAACUUUUGUAAAUACAAUAUUUUCAUUAAAAAUGACAACAUUGUAUAUUUUUAAUUCUGUGGAGCUGCCUAAAUAUUUAAUUGACAUUUCUGUAAAUCAACAUGAAUAGAGCUAUACAAAACCUAAGCCAUGUUGACUUUCAAUUAUUUAUUUAUACAAAUAAAACACCCAAAGUUUGAAAUACA